Prunus armeniaca (apricot) is the source of this 2154-nucleotide messenger RNA. The record is from the annotation of a GenBank genome assembly. NCBI's taxonomy places the organism in Eukaryota, Viridiplantae, Streptophyta, Magnoliopsida, Rosales, Rosaceae.
AUGGAGGGGGAUGUCCAUGGAAAGAGAGCUUCAUCGUCAGUAGUUCAGUCCCGUUUGUCACCUGCAGCUCAGCCCUUUUCAUUGAACCCCUUUUCUCACCAACCGUCUUGGUCUUCGUUGAUUUCAGCAGACCCCUGUGCUUCCAUGCUCAAACCCGUGUCUGAUAUCAACUUGGAAGAUGACCCAUUUUCCACUGCACCUUAUUCAUUCUUGGAGUUUGUUGAGGAUUCUCAUAUUCCACAGUACCCAUCUGCAAAUGCUGCCUCAGACUUGGGUUUUAUGCCCUCGGCCUCUAAGGAGUCCUUAACCAAUUUCACGGAGCUUUCAUCAUUUGGGUACAGCCAAGCCAGUUUCUGCAGCAACAAGAAUGCUUCAUUGGCUUAUGAAACCUUGCUUGAACAAGGAAAGCCUGCAGUUAAGGGAUCAAAGCCCAAUCAUGAGAAUUCUGAAAGUGUCCAUGAAAAAUGCAGUGAUUUAACUGUAGGAACUGAAAAUCAGUUCAUUUCAAGAUCCACAGACCAACUAGAUGCUGGAUUUUUCUCUUUUUCAGCGGUUAAUACUAGGGCGACUCCACAUGAGUUUCCGAUGUCAGUUACUUCCUCUACAUCAAGGCUUCAAGACUAUUCUCAAACUCAGCUACCAUAUACUGCACCCAAACUAAAUCUACGGUUUUUCCAUUUACCGACAAAUAACUCAUUUCCAGCUGUGUUGCUUGAGUCAGAUACUAGCACAACUGUUUCACCCUUGAAUCUCACUUUGUCAAAGAAAGUGGAUUUUAAAGGAAAUUAUCCACCGAACAAUUAUGAUAGUUCUUCCAAAUGCAGUCCUUCUGGCAUAAAUGAUCUUCACGGCCUGAUAUCUGGUGAAGGGAAAGAGAUUCAUCAUGAUGGAAGUCCCAAUGACAAAGGAAAAGGAGGCAAAGAUGGCAAAUCUCUCUCUAGUGAGGGUAUAGGUGCAUUACUGAAGGCAACAUCUGAGCCACUAAUUACUUUAACCAAUAUUCCUGAUGAUUUCAGUUUGAAACAUCUUGGUCCCAAAGGAGCUGUUUCAAUUUCAAAAAAUUUGGAUGAGAAUGACUCUGAUUUGGACUCACCUUGUUGGAAAGGAACCCUGGCUUCUAGGCAAUAUGGAGUUUCAAGGGGUUUGAGUUCAGACUUUGUUGGAAAUGAACAAGAAGUGCGUAAUAGUUUGAAUCCACUGGCACCUCAAUUUUUUCCUCGUCAUGCUAAAGCAAUUGUAGAUUACCAUGCAAAUGACUACGUUGGAGAUGAUUUCUCAUCUUUCCGAAAGAGUGAAUCUUCAGCUGUUAAUUCAUCCUCCAAAGGACAUGGACCCGUUGAUCAAGCAGGAUCAAAGUCUUCUUCAUCGAUUAAAGGAAUAGGAACUCAGACUUCUAAUGACAUUCAUGAUCUGGGAAGAGUUUAUCCCCUGCUUAAUAACUCAGAAAGUGGCUCUGUGCUCAAUUUGCCCGAGGGUUUGUCCAAGUUGUUGUCUACACAUUCAAAAUUAGAUGUUCCCACAAUACUUAAUAUGAUGCACGAUCUCUCAGAAUUGCUUGUACAGAAGUGCGCGAAUGAUUUAGAUUCACUAAAUGAACAUAAGCAUGACUUGAUGCAGAAUAUAAUCAAUAAUCUUUGUAUGUACAUCCAACAUGGUGAUGGAGGAAAGGUUCCAAUCUCUGAUAUAACUCUAACAGGCACUCCGUACUGUCCUGUUAAAUCAACAGAGCUGCACAAGGUAGGGUGCUCGAACAUGGGGUUUCAAGUAACAAGGAAAAAGGCCUUGGCUGUUCCACAAGAGAUUAAUUAUCAGAAUGACCAUGAGGGGCGCAAGGUUAAUUCUCAUGUUUUCACUGAGAGAAUGUUGGAUUCCUUUGCUUCAUGUAGUGGCGUAGGCACUGAGAAGAGCAAUGACAUCGUUCAGGUUAUGGGCAACGCAUUGAGAGACAAUCAUUUGACCACGGAAGAGUUAGACCCACAAGCUUCGGUGUAUAAAAAAUUAUGGCUUCAGGCUGAAGCGGCAUUAUGUUCCAUGAAGCAAGCUAUUAACAAGAGACAUACACUAGCUGUAGACGUGUUCUCCGGAUACUACCAGAAGGAGCUGUUGGUGUUGAAAGCUAGAGACUCUUCACCUGGUUGUAUGUACAAAUCAUAG